Molecule: messenger RNA, 1297 nt
Organism: Myotis brandtii (Brandt's bat)
Lineage: Eukaryota; Metazoa; Chordata; Mammalia; Chiroptera; Vespertilionidae
Gene: BTBD19
Product: BTB (POZ) domain containing 19
Exons: 8
Coding region: 19-765 (248 amino acids)
Molecular function (GO): protein binding
Source: RefSeq, a predicted model, not a curated record
CCCCGCCCCCGCCCACCCAUGGAGACCCCUGGACUGGUGCAUGGGCAAGCUGAGCCCUUUUCCAAAGCCCUCCGAAGCCUCAUCAACAACCGCCUGUACAGUGAUGUUCGCUUUGUGGUCGGUCAAGAACGGCAGGAGGUGUUUGCCCACCGGUGCUUGCUGGCCUGUAGAUGCAACUUUUUCCAGCGACUUCUGGGCCCAGAGCCAGGCCCUGGGGUGCCUAGCCCGGUGGUGCUGAGCACCAUACCAGCGGAGGCCUUCCUGGCAGUGCUGGAGUUCUUGUACACCAACAGUGUCAAGCUGCACCGCCAUUCUGUGCUGGAGGUGCUGACAGCCGCGGUGGAGUAUGGGCUGGAGGAACUGAGAGAGCUAUGCCUGGGGUUUGUGGUGAAGGUGCUGGACGUGGAGCUGGUUUGUGAGGCCCUGCAGGUGGCUGUAACCUUUGGCCUGGGACCUUUGCAGGAGCGUUGCAUAGCCUUCGCAGAGGCCCACAGCCAGGAAGCACUUCGGACCCGUGGCUUCCUGGAGCUGUCAGCGCCCGCGCUGCUGCUCCUGCUGCGCAGUGACAAGCUCUGCGUGGAUGAGGCUGAUCUGGUCCUGGCGGCCCGGAGCUGGGCGCGCGUGGGAGCGGUGGAGCAGAUCGUGGAGGCGUGGAAAUGCCACGCUCUGCGAAGAGGAGACGCGGCCCGAGGAGCCUCGUGCCGCCGCCGGAGGGGCACCCUGCCCCGGGAGCAUCACCGCUUUCUGGACCUGCCCUUAAAGUGACCGAAGGCCAGACCUGCCUCCUGGAGGCCGCUUUGUAACUGCCCCACGGACACCUCAGACUAUUGAGAACCGAGCCUCCUCGUCUUUCCCGGUUCCGACCCCAUGUGUGUCCCAUCUCCGUGAGCUCCGAGCCGAACCCGGGCCCUGGCCGCCUCCUCCCCUCGCGCCUGCUUCCGCCGCCUUCACAGGGACCAGGCCGCGGGAUGUGCCGGGCCCAAGUGUGCCUUUGGACAUAAGGGUUAUUUUAAGCUGCCCUUUCGUAGGGGAAGUUUGUAUUUAUAAAGGAAUCUCCAUGUGUAAGGGCGCCUCCUCUGUACCAGGAGAAGGAUGACUCCUCACGAGAAGCUCGUCGGUGGGAAAGGCGCCCCUGGGAGCCGCAGCCCUCACCUCCCGGCCCCGCUUUUCUCCCCUUUGGCGGGAGGUGGGGUUUCAGUGGGUGUUUUAGGCCGCGCAGGGACUUCCUCAUUCUCCCUGGGCCUCUCCAUGUGCACACCAAGUGUUCACGUUAAUAAACUUGUUUUUCUCCUGUUAA